This is a messenger RNA of Pomacea canaliculata, 10086 nucleotides long. RefSeq names its product sorting nexin lst-4-like. The record is from RefSeq and is a predicted model, not a curated record. Gene Ontology annotation, biological process: plasma membrane tubulation; endosomal transport; protein transport. Bases 84 to 1802 code for a protein of 572 amino acids. Gene Ontology annotation, molecular function: phosphatidylinositol binding; protein binding. The transcript has 16 exons. Lineage: Eukaryota; Metazoa; Mollusca; Gastropoda; Architaenioglossa; Ampullariidae. Gene Ontology annotation, cellular component: cytoplasmic vesicle; plasma membrane.
CGUAAGCGUGGUCAAUUAAAUGGCGGACAUUGUCCCAGAAUGCUUUGUACCUGACGUCACAACAACUACUGAGAGUAGAGAAGAUGGCGGAGAUUCAGGCCAACUGCUUGUAUGAUUUUGAAGGUGACGCUGAUAAUGGGGAGCUCACUUUUCGAGCCGGUGAUAUACUUACUAUUAUACGACAGGACAUUGGCGAUGGAUGGUGGGAAGGAAAAGACUCCUCGGGUCAACAAGGCCUCAUCCCAGAGACCUAUGUGGAGAUUUUAUCCAUACCAGAACCAGCAUUCCCUCCGCCUCCACCUCCAGUGCCCACAUCAGCGCCCUCUGCCCCAUCAUUGCCUCCAGCAGGAGGAUAUUCUAAUGGUCCACAUGAUGGAGGAGGAGGGAGACCAGGAGGUGGCGAUUCACAUCUUGAGCCACAAGCAAGUUAUGAGGAAUGGGAUGAAGACUGGGACAGUGAUGAUGGUGAUUCUACAACAGGCGCACUAAGUUCAUCCAUUGGCCAGGAUUUACAAUACCAAGGUGGUUCUGGACUUUCAGCACCCAGACGCGAACACAAGCAACUGUCACCAACUGGAGAGACAUCUAAAUAUGGCACUGUCAGAAGCAGCUUUAACAGAUUUUCCCAUUUUGCAAAGUCAGGGGGUGAAUCUUUUAUGAUGGGUCAAGUGGACACUAAUGUGCCAGACAGUGAUCGCAUUCGUAUUGUGGAGACUGUAGAUGGGCCUGUUUGGCAACACCAGGAUAGUCCAUACACGUGUACCCUUGCAUCACCCAAAAAGGAAUCGAAAAUGAAAGGCCUAAAAAGCUUUAUAGCUUACCAGCUUACACCUUCUUUCAGCCAAAUACAGGUGAGUCGGAGAUACAAGCAUUUCGACUGGUUACAUGAACGACUGGAAGCCAAGUUUAUUUGUGUGCCUAUUCCUCCUCUGCCAGACAAGCAGGUAACAGGACGAUAUGAGGAAGAUUUUGUGCAAGAACGAAUGAAAUUUUUACAAAUGUGGAUCAAUCGCAUGGUCCGUCACCCUCUCAUUAGUCGCUCUGAAGUAUUCCUGCACUUCCUAACCUGUACAGAUGACAAGAAAUGGAAGCAAGGCAAGAGAAAAGCAGAAAAGGAUGAGUACCAAGGCUUCAAAUUUUUCUUGACACUCAGUCCUCCACCGCAAGAAAUGGAUAUGCGAGAUGUAGAUGCCAGGAUGGAGGUAUUCUGCAAGUUUGUGAUGGGCAUGACAGACAAUGUUAAGCAAGUGCACUCAAUAAUACUGGAUUAUGCAAAAAAGCAAAUGGGGCCUUUUAAGAGAGAGUACACAAAAAUAGGCACGGCUUUCAAGCAGCUUGCAGCGACUUUCAACAUGGACACACAUGAAGCAUCAAGGCAACUAACAGCAGCAAUAGAUCACACUGGAGAUGCUUACAAUGACAUUGGUGUCAUGUUUGAGAGACAGCCACCGUGUGAUGCCUACCCAUUCCUGGACUCCCUGCAUGAGUACAAAGGCAUAUUGCAGACCUAUCCUGAUGUUCUGAAGAUGCAUGAGGGAACUGUGGGAAAAGCAAAGGAGUGUGUGAAACUAAAGGAAGAAAGCAAGUUGACAGAUGAUGAGCUGAGGAAAGUGAUGGCACGUGCAAGCACAAUAUCCUAUGGCACCCUCGCAGAAAUGAACCACUUUCAAGCAGAGCGGACAAAAGAUUUCAAGCUGAUGAUGCAGAUGUACCUUCAGUCACAGAUCAAAUUUUACAAAAAUAUGACCAAAAAGCUGGAGGAUGCAUUGGCACAUUAUGAGACUAUAGAGAUUCCAAGUUAGGCCUUGACAGCAAUGAGACUGGCACCAUGCAGCAAGCAAAGGCGAGUUAUAAAGCAGUUUGCAGUAAACACGCUGGAUGCAGUUUCAUGUAUGUGUGAGUGUGUGUGUGUGAGAGAGAGAGAAAAUGAGACAAAGGUAAUACCUUAAAGAAGUUACUGUAUAUAGUCCUGGCACCAAGUAAAGAGUGGUUUUCACAAGCAGUAAUAAAUCUGUGAACAUCUCAUAAUGAACGUUACAUUAACUUGUUUGCAGCUAUAAAAGUGCUGCUUAUGUCACCUGAAGAUUUCCUUCCUUUGUAAUAUUUUCUAAUGUCAGCAUUGCCUUUCUGUAGGAGAAGACUAUUCUUAGCUUUCUCACCAUGUAUCAUGCUGAACAAGCAGUUAUUGUUGCUGUUGCUAUUGUGUUUUGAUUUAUCAAAUUGUUGUUGAAUCAGGAAGGGUUGUGGAUUUUGUUCUUAUAGGGUAUGACUGGAAACUGAUGAUAGAACCAAAUGGUAUAAAGAUUAGUCAGAUUAGGUGGGCACAUUCUGUUUGACAAUCAGAUGUGAAAAUUUGUGAAUGCACCCACUCAUUUCAGGGCAUAAUAUUUAUAAUAGAAGUAAUGCAAAUAUUUUGAUGAUAAUGAAGGUGUGUACAGGUGUUCAAAUAUUAACCUUUAAUAAUGUACAUUGUGUUAUUCAAGUAUUGCAAAAAGAAAGCUGUUAAAUGUUGGGAACAGGUUCUUAUGGUUGCAGUGCAAUUACUGCAUGAAUUAUUGCAUAUUAAGCUUUUGCCUGUUGCUGAUAAGAGCUGCAGAAAAUAUUCACUUUUUGACAUAAUGGAGUUGGAUAAUAGCAAUAAAGAUGUGUGCUAGCUUUAUUUGCCUUUUUUUAAACCCUUUCCACCAUUAAGUGACAAAUUGUGUUUGUAAUGUUAGGAACGUUCUAUUAGAUUGUUUGGUAUAUAGUACUGUUAAGAUCUUUCUCUUUAUUAUUUCAGCAGUGAUAUAUAUAUAUGUCCUCGUUGUGUGACCUGCUAGCAUCUUACCAUUGUCACUAGUUGACGAUGAACUUAAAUUUAACAAAAGAUGAAUACAGAUUAUUGUUACUCUUCUCUAUCCACCAGCCCCCAGUGAUAUAGGAAGAUGCUUGGCUUUUGUGGGAUGCUGACAGUGAACAAUAUUCACAUUCUUGUUUCUUCAGUAUCUUAUUUGAGGGGGCAGCUGCGCCCCUGGUUCCCACGCCACUGACCCUUUGCUGCACAUCUUGCUUAUUUUUGUCUUGGUCAAGUUAAUAAAGGCCAGCAAGUGAUUUUUUUUCUUGACCUAAUGGAGUCAAAAUUCUAAUAGUUAAUGGGAAGGUUUUGCAAAUAAAUAGAAAUAGUUUCAUAGUAUAUUUAUGUUGACAAUGCAAUUUCAGAUUUUUCUAGUCUAAUGAGAAGCAGUAUAACAACUCUAUAAAUCAGAUGAUAACUUUCUUUGUGGGCAAUAGUUUUUAUGUAGGUGGUGCUAUCAUUUGAGGUUUACAGGUUUUCUAGCAAAUAGGUGGCUUCUUUACAGCAACAUUUUGCUAUCCAGUGCUUUUUUUUUUUAGGUCCUAUUUUGUGGCAGAUGAUUACUUGAUGAACUACAAAAAAAAAUUUGGAACAGGAACUUUUUCAUUAUCAGAUCAUUUCAUCCCCAAAUAUUAAAUAUAUAUGAAAUCUGUAUUACAGGCUUAUAAUAAGUAUUCAAUAUGUAUGUUAAGCAGUAUUUUCAGUUUGAAACGAUGCUAAAAAGCAUCAAAGGCAGAUAUCAUAUUAUCUGUUGUAAUAUCUGUAUUUUAUUCAUCAACUUUUUUUUGUUACAAAGUUAUAAGUGCAUUUUAAAAAGGCUGGAAGGAAGAGGUGGGCUGCUGGUCAAACUUCAAGUAAUCCUCACAUGAUUGUGCCACACUAUUGCCUUUUUCUAUCAUCAAAAGAGUUAAUUGGAGAUUUUUUUUUAACAAAAAUUGUUCAAUAUUAUAUAAAAGGCCAUAUAGCAGUCAUGAAAAAGGAAAAAGCUCUGCAGAUCAUAUGCACAGAAUUUGGCUGCAGCUGUUUUCAGUUCUAACGAGGUAUUUUUGAAACCAGUUGUUUUAAAUUCAUGCUAAAUACCCAAAUGUGAUUUGUUGAGUAAGGGUUUUAAAAAAUGCUUAAUGCAAGAAUGAGCUGUUUGUGUAAAAUUAUUGUUGCAGUAUAAUCGUGUAUGCGUACUUAACAAGAAUUUGGAGUGUCUUAGUUUCUCCAGAUACAUAAAAAAUGCUUGAUAAUGCUUAAAAAUGCUUACACAAUAUGUUUAUAAAAUAGCAUGUUAAUGCAUCUUUGCAGUUGUGAUUCAAGUUUUUAAGCAGUUUAUGGCAUAUGCAUUUUGAUUUUUUUUUAAGGAUAUAUAUUGGGAAAUGAGAGAGUGUAUUCUUGCAUUUUCAGCAUUAGUGAAUGUUUGCAUGAAUAUUACUAACCGUUUUGAAAAUAAUAGCUGUGAAAAUCGAAAAUGGAUGAAAUUGCUCAAUGUGCAAGAAUAUGUACAUAAAAUGUACAAUCAGUAUGUGCAACAAAUUACACUGUAGUUUUUGAACAUGUAAAAGCUAAUAUAACUGAUGCCAUCACUUACAAGUCAAAUUCUGUGCAUGACAUUAGUAAACCCAGUGGUUACAUGUGGUUAAAAUCUCUUGAUGACAUAAGAUGCUGGACAGAUUUUAUCUUCAUGACAAGCAAACGUAACAAAAAUAGAAUGUAAUUUUUGCAAAUAAAAUUGAGAUAUUAAUAUAUUUAUUUAUGUCUUGUAAAUGAGGGGAAGGAGUUAUCUGUUUUCUAGAAUCUCAAAGUCAUGAUUGCCACCUCAAGCCCUUUCAUGGCACUUGUAAGUCAGAAAUCAGCAUUAUUUAAUUGUGUGAACAAAAAGCACCCACUAGUACAGUUACAAAACUUUUUUGGAACUUCUGUCACCAUGAUUGAAAGAAAUCAUAUUGACUGUACAAAAUAAAUUCAUUUCCGUUACAAACCCAUAUUAGUAAACAAUGUUACUAUUAUUGUUUAUUCAGUCUUAUUCUUUCAUUUUGUUUAGUUUAAAAACAAUGAGCCAAGUUCUAGUAACCAGUUUUAAGUUGUACUUGGUGAAGCUAACAUUGCCUGCAUCUUUUUCUGAACUGCAUUCUUACAACAGGAAGCCUGGGUCCAAAUUGGCACAAGUUCUAUUCAAGGCUCACUUGAAUAUUUUCUCCACAUAAAUAUGAUUCAGAACUCAAGCAAAAGCUGUGAUGUUCUUGAGAAAUCAGUUUUUUUUCCUUUUCUCUCUCUCACCUUAAAACUAUUGGGGUGGUGGAAUAUAGAUGUCAUUUUGAUCCUCCAUUCUAGUGUCUUUAAAAAUGGAUCAUGAUUUUUAUCAGUUGUGCAAUUCUUGCAGCAUCUCCCUAAACACCAAGACUCAUUAAGCGUUCCAUAGAUAUCCAGUCUAAAUUUUUACCAUAGUUUGUGUUCAUCAUCUUAGUGUACUUUAGAGUAUCAGCAGAUAUCACCAAAACUGGAAGAAACGGUAUGGCGCUGAUAUCAUAGGAGAGACUUUCAAGCAGUGGCAACAUGAUGUCAUUGUCUACCCUAGAACAUGCCAGUGCAGGAGGCUGUCUUACAUGUAUCUUCUGAAAAUCUGCAGCACAAAUGAAUGUCUGCAGCACAGGCAUUCAGAACCCAGAACAUCCUGCAAGACUGCCCCCUCACCAGUGACAUCUAGCAUGUGAACCUACAGCAACAGAUCUCAGGGACAAACUGUCAGAGACAUUAUUUACAAACAACUGCUAGGAUUUUCAGCAAUAGAGUGAGUCACAGGACCACACAAAAUUUGAAUGCUGAAAGUGUCAGUGCAAUUUAGUUAUAAGAGUUUUGUUACAUAAUGUUCCGUAUUAAUGAUCCUUCUUCCUUAGUUCUUACAUUCUAGUAUGUCUUGUAAAUGUUAGGACAGAUUCCAGAAUAUAUUUAGUUACAAAAUUAGUUUUCCUUAGGAUUAGAGGAGUAUGUAAGUUAGCACUCUGUCAUUAUUACAGCAGGCAGAAUAAUACAUGCUACCUUUUUUGUGCAGUAUAACAAAAAUAUUUCAAAAUGAUGGGUAGAAUAAGCUGAAAAACCAAUAGUAAUAUGCAGAUGUACAGUUUUUCUACCUAUUUAAAACUGAAAUUUCAUGUAAUAUAGAGUUUGGAAUAAUUAAUGUGCAAUCAGCCCAUAAAUUCUGUAUGAACCAGCUUGUUCCUCAAGGAUUGGUUUACACUGAUUCAACAGAUGAUGGCAUGCUGUUUCUUUGUUUCUCUCUCUUUCACUUCCAUUCUCACACAUGCAUUCACCCAAUACACUUAUAUAUAUAUAUGCAUAGGUCUGUGGUAAGGGAUUGCCCUUCCCUGUUCAAAAGAUAGUGAGAGAGAGAGAGCUUGUAUUAAUGAUCUGUAUUUAUUGAUUCUUACUUUCACUUUUUCUCCACAAUUGCUUAUGUUGUUUUCUGAGAGAUAUACUGUAUGCUGUUGUGCAUCAUGUUAUCAGUGCCUUUUGUAUGCACCCAGUCAGUACAUGCAUGUACCUACCUGCUUACUGGUCUGGCAACCGAUUUUUCUUCUUCAUCUUAUGAUAAGGAACAGCUGUUUAAUUCAGUCUAUGAUAUUGUUGGUUCUUCAAACUAACAAAAUAAUUCACUUUUUGUAUCAUUCUCUUUUUUUUAUAUUUUGUGGGCUAAGGCUGUUGGUAGUUUUGCUUUAUGCUUUUGCUUUAUUUUUUAUUUUUUAAAUUUAUUUUUUACUUUAUGAGCUUGUGGCUGCUCUGUGGAUAAAGAAUCAAGUAUUACAGUAAAUUGCUGCAGUAUUUAGGGAGGAGUAAUAAGUGACAACUGGAAUGCCCUCUGUCUUGCCAGUAGUGUGUGAACAGGGUGUACAACAGGCCAAAACAUGAGUAUUACAGUAAAGUGCUGCAGUAUUUAGGAAAGGGUAAUGAAUGAGAGUUGUAAUGACCUCUGUGUUGCCGGUAGUAUGUAUAUAGUAGGGUGUACACAAGCCAAAACAUGAGGAGAGAAACCACCAACAAAAGCAAGGCAACAACAAAGUGAGUCACAUUCACUAAAGUGAACCAGUAGAAAGAGUUGCUGUAAAUGAGCAAAACAGUCAGAAAUAAAUCAGAAUCCGUGUAUUCCAGAAUUUUCAACUGUAAUAUCUGUAAUUAGAAGCUCCUACCUCUGUCUUCUUGCAUGAAUCAUCUUAUGCAAUUAGGUAGCUUAAUGUCAUUGUUUAACUGAGUACAGUUUUUAGUGGAUUUCUUAUCAGUACACAUCUUAAUGUAGUAUGUAAGUAUGAGAAGUUAAAAUAGUGGCUUUUUUUCUUGCAGCCACUGUUCAUUUAUGCAGUUGGCAAUACUAAAAUGAAAGACUACAGUUCUGAAGAUAACUGCUGCUUUAUGCAUGUUCAGUUGGAGAGGAGGGUGUGUUUGACUCUUCUGAUAAUUCUAAUCACAAGGAGACACCUGUUUGAAUAUAUGUUGUCAUGUAUUGGGCUUUCUUUCUCUAUUUGUGGGGGAGAGGAAGGGGACACUAAUCAAUCCACAUAUAUAUGCAAAGCCAUGAAAACAUUAAAUAUUCACUUCUAGUCAUCUGAUACAUUGAUUCAUUUUUGGUUAUCAGAAGAAUGACUGUAUGUAUAUGCUUUAAACAGGGGCCACUGUCUUUUAUUUGCUUGGUUCAUGUGUGAAAUGUUAGUUUAAGCCAUACGUGAGUUAAUUUGCAUACCAAAGGAAUGAACUAGACUUGCAAGAAAUGAUAACUUUUUUUAGUAUCUGGCCAUUAAUAUUAGUUGCACUUGUGAUCUUUGAUAUAGACUCGUUGAGUAAUGUCACCAUUUGCUAAAUGUAUUCCACAAUGAAGAAUAAGUCUGUGACAAUUUGUGACUGCAGAGUAUGAUCAAGAAGCUAAGGCGUGCCCCUGACAUUCAGCACCAAGAAUUGUUGUAGUCUAGACUACUAUUCUGGCAGAGGGUUCUUGAAUGAAUAGCCACAGGCAGGUACCUACAGUUCAUGGUCAUAAGAUUGAAGGAUCUGUUCCAAAAUCAAGCGCAGUAAAAGCUUUCAGUUUCCUUGAAAUUUAGUUAUUUUUCUUUAGUGACUUAAGUGAAAAGGCAGGAAUCUUCUUGAAUAACAAUACUGAUUUGCUAACUAAUUUUGUUUUCUCCCACUGUCAGCAAGAGACAGACUUUCCUGCUUCAAGUGAAUUAGAACCAUUUUUUUUUUUUUACUUGCUGAGAAAUUAAGAGUGAAUUUACUUUUGGUUAGCUGUGAACAAAUUCGGUUUAGGACUUAAUUGUAUAUGCUUUUUGGAAUGAUUAAGAGUUAUAAUUAUUAUUUAAGUAUUACUCCUUCCAAACAAAAUAAUAAUGUCCUCAGUCCAGCAGGUUAGUAUGUUUAGUUUAGUCCUUGUUACUCCUUGAGGAGCAUAGGGUCUCAGCAGGUUAGUAUACUUUUGACAUUUUUCUCAUGUAGCAAAUGGAGAUCUUCAGGAUAUAUGUUAGUUUCCGAAAUCUUAGCCUGUUUUUGUAUACAGAUUCCUGCUGAAAUAGUUCAGAUUGUUUAAUUGCUGACAAAAUUCUCAUAACAUUUAAGAUUAAAAGCAUACUAGCAUACCAUGCAGUAGACCCUCUCAAAAUGUUGUUGGUGAUAUAAAAGCAGCAGGCCAGUAAAACGCCAAUUUUUAUCACCAUCUUAUUUUUUUGGUGUGAUUUACGUUUUUUUUUUAAAGCAGAUAAGUGUGAUGUGACACAUGUAAUCUAAAUUGUGUCCUUUUCAGUGUAAUUAUACUGCUUAUUAUCAUUAAUAUAGCUUACUGUUCCUAACUGUUUGUUAAAUGUCUGUAUGGGUAUGUGAGCAAAGACAAAUUUCUGUCCUCCUGGGCAGACAAUAAAGUCUGUUUUGAUUUGAUUUUGAUUUUGAUUACUACUUAAUUUCUUGCUGUAGAUGGAGUUUAACCCAGUCUGUUUAAUAUCUGAGAUAAUUCUAGUGGAUUAAUCUAAAUAGAUACUUUCAUCACUGUGGCAUAUUUUGGUGUAUCUUGUUUGACAUUGAUGAUACUCUAAGAGAGAAAUUUCAUAUAAGCAGCUUCUUAUUUGCUUGCUCACGUCCAAUUUGGAGAAACAAGUAUUUGCACACUUUUUGAGCGACGGCCUGCAAAGCCUUGUUACAUGUCGUACAUUUUUGGACUUUAGAUGAAGACUAGGUAUGACACCAUUACAUCCAGGUGUCACAUGCUUUCCAUGUGCAGUAUUUUCCUGCUGAGCGCUUUACAGAACUUAUGAUACUGCACGUCCUGUGCUGUCAUAAGGAGGUCUACUGCUUCUUUCAUUUGCAGCUUUUUUGUAACUUCUCUUUAGCUUACAAAGCAGAGAUUAGAGACUAGAAUGUAACGACAAGCCUUUGUGAGUGUAGUGAAUGGUACACUGAAGUACACCAAGACUUGCAAUAAUCAUUUAUUGUUGUAGUUGCUCUUGUAAUAGUCAUCACUACCAGAUGGCGCAUUUAAAGAUAAUUGAAAUAUUGUUAUUAUUUUACAAUUAUGUUGUGGGAACUGUUUCAUUUCCUAUUAUCUGAGAUCAGGCUGUGUAGUAUGAUUAUUUACUACAAUUGUUGGUAUAAGAUUAUUUUUUUUGUCCAUCAUGAUAACGUUACCUCAAGAGUAAUAUUGUUUAUAACUGAAAACCUUGAGGUAGUUUAAUAAGCUGUUCCUUUGUUUGUAGACUUUUGUCUUUGGUAAUCUACCCCUGAACGUGCUAAGACUGACAAGGCUUUGGUUUGUUCCUGUUGUGUUAUUUAAUAAUCGACAAAAAUGGCAAUUUUUAAUAAUUUUGAAAUGAAUUCCUUGUGACGAGAGCCCUGCGUUGGAGAAAGAAAAAUGUAUGAUUUUACCAGACAUACCCUUUGGUGCCCCUUGCUUUGUUUUUAUAUUUUUGUGCUUUUUAAGCUGUGCUGACAUUGCCACUUAGCUUAUCAAUCUUUGCAUUUUAAACUUGGUGAAGCCACAAGCACUGUGAGCAGGUUUCUUAUUAAAAUUGUUUAUCGUCUUCACUGGACCGAAACGUCGUGUUCAGGACUUAGUACCGUCCUGGGUUGAUUACCAGAUGUACUAGAGCAUUAAUUAAAACAAGAUAGCCCUUCUGUACGCUAGCUUGUAACAUUCACAAUCUCUUUUUGAUCACCGUUGCCUUUCAUCAUAAUCAUUUCAUUUGGCUGUUAUCAUCAUCUCAUUUGACAUUUUACCGAAAUAAAUAAGAUAUAUUUUC